AUUCCACCCGGACGGCUUUCAGCGUUGCACGCCGGCAAAACCUGAAAACUCAGCUCACACAUGUAGUAGUGUAUCCUGACACUAAACUGUGCUUAAUGAGCCAGUGUUUUGCUAUGAGAUACGUCUAGUCGUUAAAAUGUCUAAAGCGUCAGACAGGGUGGAUGUGUCCGAGACACCUCCGCCUCCGAACUGGAUCCUGCAGCACCCAGCGUAUCGAGAAAUGAAGAAUCUGGAGGUCGGGGACAGCGCCCAGGUGCACGCAGCCUUCCUUGUGUACAUGGAUCUCGCUGAGGUGCGUCGGUGGAAAGAGGUGUCUUGUGUCAAGAGUCCUGAACUGCAGGUGGUUUUGUUGGAGGGGAGGGAGGAGGAAGGAGCACCCAUCCAGACUGUCCUUCCUCUGCCUGUUCACCAAUCUCUGUGCCACAAAAGCAUACGACACAUACUGGACAGAGGCUUUCCCAUGCUGCUGUGUGCCGUGGCAUCUGACUCCACUCUGGUCUACCAGAGGAUGACUGAUGGGUUGGUGACACCCGACCCUCCUGUAGGCCCCUUCCAGGAUGUGGGGCGCCGGCAACACCGGAAGAGACGGCAGCAGCGCUGAGUCAUUGGAGGAAGAAGAUGAUGAACCAUAGAGGGGCAGAGAGGGAGAGGCUGAAAGCUGGUCAGUCUGUCUGUAUGAGCUACCUUUAAGAUAAACACAAGGACUGACUGACACUAUGGAAGCAGGUGCAACUGGACUGGUCCAGGUGGUGUAUGUGGGUGUUAGGCCCGGCCUGUGGUUCCAUCUCAGUCAAUGAAGUCAGUCUGUUUGUGUUUCACAGUUAAUUGUCUUGUGACUCCUUAGUUGCUCCCAAACCUGCUGUGUUUUGGACGUUUGUUGUGCUUACUAUAAAGUUGAAUAGGUGCUCUUUGAAUGAAAUCAGGGAUGUGUUUACACAGCCCUGUACUGUAUGGGGUCACAUGCCUUCCUCAUGACCAUCAAAUAGUGCCUAAUGAGUUGGAUCCCAGGGCAUCCACAAAACAUUUCAGUUGCCUUACAAGAGUCCAACUGUCACUGGACUGAGGCUGGUACAGAUAUUGACAUUUGAAAUUUAUAUAAAAUGAUUAUCAAGAGAUUAUCAAAAGACACAAAUAUUUUUUGAUGAUUAAUGUAGCUAAAUGUGGCUACCAAGGAACUGUGGCUGUAAAGAACUACCAGACACAGUUAGUGUAUCUCUAAUAAAUGAAAAGUUUGUUUUUAAUCAUAUUUAGUUUUUUGCUUUUUAUUGUAUUAUUCCCUUUAAAAACAGAAGUACCUUAUUUUGAAAGGAUAACUGCAGGUUAAAAGUAAGCAGUACAGAACCUCAAGAGAUUAGCUACAAAUCUAGCUAACAGGGAGAGUGUAAUUUGACUUUAUUAUCUGUCGAAAGAAGCAACAAAUUUUAAAACAUUUUUGGUAUAAUUUUUUAUGUCUGAAGUUCGCUAACCUUGUGUAGCUUAGUAAUGUAAAGGAGUUUCAGUCAUCUGGUGUUGUAACGUUAAUUUAUCUUCCUGAGUUUGUUUGUUUACUUUUCCAUUUAGUUUGCUCUUAUCUGAGUUAAACAAAUGUUCAAAUAUUUUGUUGACUACCACACUUUACAGUUAGAAAAUAAACUUAUCAGUGCUCCCUGGUGGACAAAUUA
Molecule: messenger RNA, 1661 nt
Organism: Lates calcarifer (barramundi perch)
Lineage: Eukaryota; Metazoa; Chordata; Actinopteri; Centropomidae
Gene: tsen15
Product: TSEN15 tRNA splicing endonuclease subunit
Exons: 4
Coding region: 137-601 (154 amino acids)
Biological process (GO): tRNA splicing, via endonucleolytic cleavage and ligation
Molecular function (GO): nucleic acid binding
Source: RefSeq, a predicted model, not a curated record